CAAGGAGGGGAAACUGGUAUUACAACUUUUUCCAAAAAUGGUCCACUUUUGUCGCAUUAUUUAUAGAGGGCGCUGCAAUCGUUAGCUGUUCUACUUUUCGUAGGAUUUGCCAUAGGCAGCAAUACAGAAAAUAUUGAUUUGAUAUCAAUUUCCAGUAUGAGUAAUUCUUGUAAUGCAACCUGCUUCGUCCCCGGAUACAACAGUGGUUAUACAUCUGUUAGGCAGAAGAAUAAAAGCUUGGAAAUCAAGAAUCCAAGUAUAUUUAGAGCUCCAAAGGAUCCUGUGCUGCUAGACAAAUGGAGACAUGCAAUUCCUCGGGCCGACCGAAUACUUUCAGAGAAGGAUGUUGUAUGCGAGCAUCAUUUUGCAGAAAGUGAUAUAAAACAAUUUUACGAGACGAAAUUGUUCGAUGGGACAAUAUUCAAGUUGGAAAUGGGCCGCCCUAGACUCCAAGAAGGAGCAAUACCCUCAAUCUUUCCAAAUCUGCCUUUAUAUUUAUCCAAACCGUCAUGUAAAAGAAAAGCACCUGCUGCAAGAAAUGUGCCUGUGAAAAGAAUGCUCCAUUGGUUGCAGAUAAUGUUGCCGCUACUAAAAAGGAUUUUACAUUUCCACUGUUGACUGAAAGUCUGCAGAAGAUUUCCAAACCGCAUUGUUUGUGGACUGUAAAUUCUGUAGUUGAAUUCAUUGUAUGUGCUCGAUGGGCAACUAAUUACAUGUGUGAAAAAAGGGUUAUAAUUGAUAAAGAUAUGACUGUAAAGGUUA
Messenger RNA from Stegodyphus dumicola, 762 nucleotides. RefSeq lists its product as uncharacterized. The record is from RefSeq and is a predicted model, not a curated record. Gene Ontology annotation, molecular function: sequence-specific DNA binding. NCBI's taxonomy places the organism in Eukaryota, Metazoa, Arthropoda, Arachnida, Araneae, Eresidae.